GGGCGGGGCCGGGCCGGGCAAGAUGGCGGCCGCGCGGCGAGUCCUCCUGCAGAUGCUGCUCUGCCUCGGCGGGCUGUAUUCCGCCCUCUACCUCCUGGCCACGCUCCUGCUGAUCGCCUACAAAAGCCAGGCGUUCAGUUACCCUCAGGACCACCUGGUGCUCGACCUGACGCUGCUGCUCCUGACCGGGGCCCUGGAAGCAGCCCGCUGGUACUGCGCUGACCCAGAGGCCAGGGUGAGGUCAGAGCUGCGGUCGCUCCUCAGCCGCCUGAGGACGAUGCUCUGUUUUGCUUUCCGACACCGAGCCCCGGGUGGCACCAAGGGCAACCUGACGGAGACGGAGCUGCCGCUGGCUGCCAGCCUGGUCCUCACCGUGGCCAGCUCCCUGCUGACGGUCUACUUCCUGCUCUGGCAGACUCUGGUGCUGUGGGCAGACUCGGUCCUCAGUGCCACGCUCCUGGCGCUCCACGGCCUGGAGGCCGUCCUGCAGGUGGUGGCCAUCGCUGCCUUCAUCAGCUAGCUGGGCGCCCGAGGCCGGGGCAGCCCUGGGCCUCCUGGGAGCCCGCAGCCGAGGGGAGGCAUGCUCCUGCCGGGUGGUUUGGGUGGUUUAUGAGUCUUCUUGGGGACAGGUGCGGGCUGAGUCAGGGACUGCCUUGGACAAAUCUCGGCCCCCCCCCCCCCCCCGGCAGCAGGGACAGUGGGCUUCACCGGGCACCACCCAGGAGCCUGGCCAGCUCCCUCGAGGGUGUGCCCGGCCACGCACAUUUUCCCACUGCGGCAGCCUUCCUCACAGGUCUGCGCUCCGUGGGGCCCACACGAUGGGGAACAGCGGGGGUGGCACAGGGAGCCCCGGAUCCUCAGCCGCUCAGGCCAAGUCCCGGGUGGAGAGCUCCAGAGUGGAAGGUGCUGGAGCUGGUCAGCUCAGUGGGCGCCUGUGUGGCCGCCCAGCUCCUUCCCAGGGCUUCUGGCUCAGCCGACACCCGGGGGCAGCGCACCUCUCUCCCGGCCCGGGUUGGUGACAGCCACGUCAGGGCUCAGGUGUCCUGCCUCGGCCAUUAGAAUGCCAGUCACGUUUGCCCUGAGCGCCGGACGGACCCAGGUCUGCUGUAAGCCGAUCCUUCCUCGUCGCUUUCCUCCACGUGCUCCUCUUGAGCGUGUGCUGUUUGGAAUAACAUGUCCAAGUGGGUGUUGUUAAAUAAAGAAGUGUUUAUGCC
This is a messenger RNA of Eptesicus fuscus (big brown bat), 1214 nucleotides long. It is a transcript of the gene TMEM80, whose product is annotated as transmembrane protein 80. NCBI's taxonomy places the organism in Eukaryota, Metazoa, Chordata, Mammalia, Chiroptera, Vespertilionidae. The coding region runs from base 23 to 520 and encodes 165 amino acids. Gene Ontology annotation, biological process: non-motile cilium assembly. The transcript is spliced from 5 exons. Gene Ontology annotation, cellular component: ciliary transition zone. The record is from RefSeq and is a predicted model, not a curated record.